AUGCUGGUUUGUCUUUUUCCUUUGCCAGUUCACGGUGCAUGGAGUGAAUGGACCGAGCAGCCGUGCUCAAAAUCAUGCGGAGGCGGAUUUCGCAUUGUCACGCGGGAAUGCGACAACCCAGCACCACAAUACGGUGGCGAUAACUGUUAUGGAAACCCAAACAAAUUCGAGCAAUGCAGCACAGAAUGCUGUCCAAUACAUGGCACAUGGAGCGCAUACACGAGUUGGGCACAGUGUGAAGUAACAUGUGGAGGUGGCAGGCGAAUUCGAAGAAGGAAGUGCGACAAUCCUCCACCGUCGUGCAAUGGGCGCAACUGCAGUGGGUUUGACGUAGACACCGAAGACUGCUCUCCCAAUGACUGCCCUGUGGACGGGGGCUGGAGUACCUGGUCAGAAGGAGUCUGUACUAAACCUUGCGGUGGGGGUCAUCAGCAAAAGUUCCGUAAAUGUGAUGACCCAGUGCCUAGGGGUAAAGGUGAACCCUGUCCUGGACUUGAAGCGGCAAUUGUAGCAUGCAACGAUCAAGCGUGUCCUGGUAUCUAUGCUGCUCAAAGCCACAACGCAUAUUAA
This is a messenger RNA of Corticium candelabrum, 570 nucleotides long. Its product is annotated as semaphorin-5A-like. The transcript has 3 exons. NCBI's taxonomy places the organism in Eukaryota, Metazoa, Porifera, Homoscleromorpha, Homosclerophorida, Plakinidae. The record is from RefSeq and is a predicted model, not a curated record. Bases 1 to 570 code for a protein of 189 amino acids.